Myxocyprinus asiaticus (Chinese sucker) is the source of this 2513-nucleotide messenger RNA. RefSeq names its product WD repeat-containing protein 76-like. Gene Ontology annotation, molecular function: protein binding; DNA binding. Lineage: Eukaryota; Metazoa; Chordata; Actinopteri; Cypriniformes; Catostomidae. The record is from RefSeq and is a predicted model, not a curated record. The transcript is spliced from 15 exons. Gene Ontology annotation, cellular component: nucleus. Gene Ontology annotation, biological process: regulation of DNA damage checkpoint. Bases 79 to 1890 code for a protein of 603 amino acids.
AAGGGGCGGGAAUGGUUACAAAACGGAACAAACGCGGGAGUUUUCAUAACACUUCUAAAUGUACCUGCUUACGUUGACAUGGAUGCAGAAAUUAGUGCUAAAAGUUUAAAGACGGUGCUUAUUUCACUGGAGAGGACACCACCUCAGGUUCCUAGGAUGGAUGGAGCGAUGCGUCGAUCGUCCCGAAUCAAAGAAAAGCAAAAACAAGAGAAGAAAAAUAUUUUAUCCCCUAAAUGUCUGACAUUUUGCAGUGAGGUGAAAAACACCAGAAGAGCAGUCAAAAGACGGAGAAGUGACCCUGAGGAAAAAUUGAAAAAGGCAAAAGCAAACUCAAAAAAUGUUUGUUUUGAUGGCCAGAAUAAAAAAUCCCUUCCAGGUUAUCGGGAUGGUUUGUCUGAGUAUGAGCUGGAGCGACUGGAGAAUAUCAGACAGAAUAAGGUCUUCCUCAGUUCCCUUAACCUGCCUCAGAUCUCCAAUGCUCUGAGACCAAAGCCAAAACCUUACCAGAAAGGCCUGAAAAAGGAAAAAACAGGAACAGAGAUGCUUCCAGUUCGCAAGUCAGUGCGGUUACAGAAUAAGGAUGCGGAGAUACCUCUUGCUGUAACCAUCACUGAAAAGCCUGCUGCUGAAAAAUGGGUUGCCAAACCCCCAGGACCAAUACCAAUGGAUCCAGUCAACUUGGAUGAACAUGUCAAGCUACCUGAAGAUUUGUUUCAACUCUGGAAUGAGAGCCCAUUGGAACAAGAGAGAGAAACAUCAGGUUUAAAAUCGUACCAAGAAGUGCUUCAGAAGAUGUCUUUAGACGACAGUUGUGUGGCAAAAGUUGUGAAAGGGCGUAUCUUUUCAGCAGUUUUUCACCCCUCCUCUUCCAAUUUGUUCAUGGCAGCAGGAGACAAGUUUGGCCACCUGGGAUUAUGGAACAUGGUAACAGUGAACUGGGGGGAAGGUGGUAUAUUUGAGGGAGACCACAGCAAGUGUUAUUUUUGCAUUCCCAUUUGUUCCAACAGUAAAAUAAAACAUUCACUAUGUUUCCACAACUUUCCAAAAAAGGGUGCUACAUGGGGUGAUGAUGGUGUCCUCCUCUUUGAACCCCACUCUAGACCAAUUACCUGCAUGGCAUUCUCAUCUCACUCUUCUAACCUCAUCACAGUCAGCUAUGACGGCUCUGCACGCUGCAUGGACUUGGAGAAGGCUGUGUUUGAUGAGGUGUAUCGCUCAACCUCUGCCCUGAAAAGUUUUGACUUUUUGUCAAGUGACUGCUCCACUUUACUACUCAGUAACUGGGAUGGAGAUGUUGCUAUUGUUGACCGUAGAACUCCAGGGACCUCAUAUGAGUCACUGUACACCAUAGAUCCAAAGGCCCUGCGCUGUGUUCAUGUCCAUCCUGUGAAACAGCAAUACUUUGUAGUUGCGGAAAGCAGUUCAGUGAACAUAUAUGACUUGCGCAGUCUGAAAAGAAGGAACAACCAGGCAGUCUCUCAACUCAACGGUCACUUCCGCAGUAUCUCCAGUGCUUUUUUCUCCCCAUUCACAGGCAACAGAGUUCUUACCACCUGCAUGGACAACAAAAUCAGGGUAUUCAACACUUCCCAGAUGGUUGACCGUGCUCCUCUGCUACACUCUGUUAGUCACGAUAUGAGGACAGGUCGGUGGUUGUCCAAGCUUAGUGCAGUGUGGGACCCCAAGCAGGAAGACUAUUUUGUGAUUGGCAGCAUGGCCAGGCCUCGCCAAAUUCAGGUGUAUCAUGAGAGUUGUCGUCUCCUUCACUCUUUUAAAAAUGAGGAGCACCUGACCACCGUGUGCUCCAUCACAGCGUUCCACCCAAGCAGAAAUGCUUUGCUUGGAGGCAAUUCAACUGGGAGGCUGCAUGUUUUUUCUGACCAACAUUAAGACCAUCAAGAUCAAUUUGUUGAUUAAUUAAGUGCUCUGUUAAUGUUCUGUCACCCCUUUUAACAAAUUAAAAUGUGUUUGUACUGUUUUAUCUGAAAUAUACUAUACUUUUUGUUCAUUUUGUACUAUCUGGUAACAUUAAACAUGUAAUAAUAUUAAAGGAGAGGAUAUAAAUACCACAACUGUCAUAUCGUAAUCGUACUCUAGCAGUUAGCCGAACAUGAACUGACAUCACCCAACUUUGCAAAACUUGAUGUAUAACUUUUUCUUGUUUAUGCAUGUCCAGCAGAGUAACUGCUUCAUUUCACAGUGUUCAUCCUUGAUACACAAGCAAACAUAACUUUUAUAGUGCAGUCUAAAAGUCAGUGGAGCACAUUUUGUCCAUCGAAAUGUCUAGUCAAAUACAUUUAAACUUCAAAACCCGAGUUUAUUUAAGAAUCUACAGAGUUGGCAAAGUUGCCUUGAGAAACAGCUUACUAUGUAUGUGACACAGGCUUGUUAUCUCCUUGGAGAUAAAAUUACACCAGAAAUCAAACAGUCAGUGAUGAAAAUGGCUCAUAAGUACUGUAAAUAAUUGACUUUUUCAAAGUGCAAAAUAAAUAGCAAGUCAAUACAAAGGAAAA